GGCUGUUACUACUCAAUUGCAUUGAGUGUCGGAGAUUUCUUGCAGACUGUUUACUGUGUUGCGUGUGAUUAAUGUUUCCCCGCCUACAUGACCUUGUUAAUUGAUAUGAUUUACAUUUUUGCAUAUCUAAUGUUUCCCCUAUAUCCUUGUGAUGUUAUACAUUUUAUGUAUAUAAAAUAUGCAUAUACAUACAGAUAUACCAAAUUCUAACUCAUUCACUAUAUAUCUAGAGAUUAGACGAAACUUUAAUAUUCUAUAUAAUGAAAACGUUUUUCUAAAAGCUGUGUUCCAUGUUUUAAGUUAACAUUAAUAUUCAAUUAUCAUCAUAGGGGAAACAUUGACUAUAGCAUUUGCAAAGCACAUCAGUAAAUUCGUGACAAGUGCUCCUUGUUUGAAAUUUUCAUUUCCAUUCAUUUGCAUGCUGUAAUUGACAUGCUCGGCAGAUAAAAGUGUCAGGCCAAAGAGUGUUAACUUCAUAUCGGGGCCACGGUCUCUCAGGUCAGGAACAUUUGCUGAACUCAGUCCGCAAGAUCCCAAGAUAUUCUGCAUAUAGAGGGUGAAUUUGAAACAGAGCAAGUUGAGAUGUCGAGAAAUACUUACACAGGAAGCAUUCUCUUUGUUGGUAUUGCCAUUGCCACUUUUACAACAACGGCAGCUCAGUUGGUAUGUGUGGAUCCAAUAGUAAUCGGCGAAUUCCGCGUAAUGAAGUCGAGGCGAUGUGUUGACAUAGAUAACCUUUCCGGCGGAGGAAAUGUUCACACCUACCUAUGUGAUGGAUUUGACGACCAACAAAUCAUCUGGUGCAGCGAGCAGAAAUUUUUUUUGGGAUCACUUUCGUUGGGAGCUUUGUAACCGCGCCUUAUCCAAAAUACAUGUUUGGAUAUAAAGGGUCAAUUUGGGUUAUUUAAGUACUGCAUAUUAAUGUUCCUGAAAAGUCAUUAAUACGGUUAAUUAGCAUUUAGCGGGAAAUAUUGAAAUUUUCCCGCACCAAAUAAUAAUAGAGCGUGGUAUACUUAUAAUAUAAACUAUAUCUUCAACCGGAGAAAUUGUACGUAUUCAUUCAAAUUCAGCUAUUUACCAAUCAAAUUUAAUCAAACUUCAUCAUGAUGUCAGGUUACGCAUUAAAAGGCUUCGUAAACUCAGGAAAUACAUGCUUCGUAAACUGCGUAUUGCAGUCUAUUCUCUCAACAAAGAGUUGCAAUGAAGGCCUUGGUCAACUUCUGCACAACAGGAAAAGAUGCACGGCGAACAAAGAAGGAACAAAAUGCAUAUUAUGCAGUACACUGAGUGUGUUCAAAUUGUAUAAUGGAGCAUCACAGGUGGUUCGACCAGCAGCACUGCUUUCUUGUUUGCCACAAAUUAUGAGCGGUUAUGUCAAAGGUUCCCAGCAAUGUUCAGCUGAAUUUUUCCAAUCAUUUUGGACAAUUUUGGAGGAAAAAGCUCAUCAUCUGCAAUCAACAGAACUUAUUCCACAAUAUUGUAGCCUUGAAUUUCUGAAUUCAUUUUGCUUCUCACUUAAUAGUGAGAUUCUAUGCAGCGAGUGUGGCAAUACUACAAGUAACAUUGCCACUGAGACAGUGCUUCCAUUAUCUAUAACAAAGGUAAUACCCAAAGAGAUAGAAAGUCAUUGUCACAAGAUGGUGGUGUUAAGAAGUAACAAAAAUAGUUUAGUACAUUUUCCCUUAAUGUUAAAUUAAAAAUCAUUCUAAUGGGUAUACCUUGAUAAAUUCUACAGUCUACUUUUUUUUAUUAAAAAGAGAACAAUUUAUUUAAAUUUUCCUUGCUUAUACUCUAAAUGCUUACCACCUUGUCAUAUUUUUGGUUAGGUAUUAAAAUACAGGGAAAAUGGAAAAUAUGAUUUUAUGCACAUGUUUACUGGCAGUUGCAAACCAAACAAAUCUUGUUUGAACAAAAUUCAAAAACUGGAAACUCAUUUGUUCUUUUAACCAUAAUAUACCAGGGAUUACCUUUACAAGAUUUGUUGGAUCAAUAUUCUGCAGCAAUUCAAUUGGAACAGCUCUACAACUGUGAAAGGUGUGGUAAAGGAACUGAUGCCUGGAAAAGAACCUUAGUGCAGAAUCUGCCACAGGUAUUAUGCAUUCAGUUAUUGCGCUUUGACGCAAACGGUCAAAAAAUAAGCUUGGAAAUAGAUUACCCACCUGAACUAACCAUACCCGAGUAUCAACGCGAUUUAAAUGAUGGCAGAAGUGAAACAUCGAGAGCAGAAUACACCCUUUCUUCAAUAAUAGCACAUGAAGGAAACCAAAUAUCGUCCGGGCAUUAUGUUUGCUUCGUUAACAGGAGCGGGAGAUGGUUUUAUACAAGUGAUACCGUUGUUAAAGAAACAUCACAGUUAGCAGCAUAUCACCAGAAGAAUGCAUACAUGCUCUUUUACGAGAAAAAGGAGCGACAAGCCCACACUAGGGCAAAGGUGUUUACAAAAGAAGCACCAGUGCCUACAACGAAUAAAGAACCUGUUUUGAAUAUUAACACUUAUGCGAAAGCAGUUGCAAGGGGUUCUUCCAACAACUCUCGUGCUAAAAUGCACUGUUUGUCAUUAUCCAAGAAACGCAAGGCCACUCUUUCAAAGGUACCUUGUAGAGAUACAAAUCUCUCUAUGUCAACAUCUGUUGGUCCCGUGACAGACGCUGCAAAAACUAAAGAGUUCACAAAAGAAGAUUCACCUCACCCUUUAUCACCCACAAUCACUUCUAAUUCUAACAGUUCUAUGUCAUCGUUAACACCUGAACAAGAGUCAACAGCUGAAAAAAACGCAGUCUCAAGCUCUGAAACGAACUCCAUGGGCCCAGCUCCCGAAAAUAAGAUAUCGACAACUCCUAAUCCUUCAUCACCUCCAAUAAAGAUGCAUGGAUGUGACGAGAAUUCGACCAACGACAUAAUAAUUACUAAAAUCACAAAAUUGCCGACCAGUUCAGCACCUGACAAAGAGCAACAAGAUAUCACAAUAAAAGUAACGGUACCACCCGAUUACUACGUACCGAUAGGUUUUCAAAGCGCCAAACCAGGUUUAUUCAAAACCAGGAUAGAGGGGAAUGUCGUGCAUUCGAACAUGUAUUUAUCCCUAACUGGAGAGGAGAGAAAACGCGCACAAGAGACAGCAAUUGCAGGCGUACACAUUAGCGUUAGUGACAGAGUAAAAGAAUGGGAUCCGACAGACAUCAUUCGCCUACUUCCUGCAUCACACAAGAUUUCUGAUUCCCUGUUAUCUAACUUUUUGGUAAACAAGAUUUUUCUGAUGAUCGAAGAAGAAGCAGUUAAGCAGGGAAAACAAGUCCACACCUGCAACAUGGAAGUUCUCCAACGUAUGACAGAACCUUCACUUGACAUAUUUUUAAAAUGCAAGUAUGAUCAACUAUACCCUCAUAUUUUAGAUAGUGAAGUAAUACUCUGUCCUUCAUUACACGCAGAUCACUGGUGUUUAGUUGCCGUAUACCCAGCAAUAAAAAGAAUGGUUUAUUUGGAUUCACUUUUUCAAGGAAUUGGGGCAAAAAGGGCAUUCCAACGCGUAGGCAAUUUCAUUGAAUGUGCCAUGAAAUUACAAGGACAAAAGUAUAGUGUUGACGAGUGGGAUUUUUUUGCAAUCCCAGCGAACGACGUUGAACAACAGUUGAACUCAGUCGAUUGUGGCGUGUUUGUGGUAAAAUGGGCACAGCAUAUAGCUGAAGGUAGGAUGAUCGAUUUUAAGCAACGACACAUAAAUGAUUUCCGUUACUCGUUAAUAUUGGACAUAGCAGGAAACAAACUUUCGUGUUUGUCGAUUCCACUUGCCAGCAGCAAAGGUAGCAAUAGUUGCGAACAAACAGCGAACAGUGAUGCAGAUCCUUUCAAAUCAUCACCAACUGAAAACAGUCAUACAAUCCUUCAAGAUCAUUGCUACUCGCUUGCUACGCCGGAUAAUAUACCAGAUGAUAUACCUGAAAGAACGAAUGCUUAUGUAUUACCCCAGCAUGUACAAAGCAUACUCCCACCAACAGCUGUUUAUAAAUGCUUAGAAUAUGAAGAACUUUCGAACGACGAUACUAUGGAAUCUAAGAAAUAUAGGGUAAAAUUUAACAUUAAAGAUGUGUCAACACCAAAGGAAAUCGAAAAAUGGGUUUCUCAAUUUGCAGCAUCGUCAAACAUCAAAUACAAUUCUCAAGGGGGUUAUAAGAGGAAAGGUGUCAGAGUUUCGUUUGCCCAGUGGUAUAUUUGCGAGUGCAAAAGAAAGACAUUGAGCAGGAACCAAAAAGAAGCGAAAGCCGAAGCUAUGAAACGUAGACAGGAGCGUCAUUGCACUCAUGCUGCUAAUGCUGAAACCACUGACAAGAUCCAUUUACUAUCUAACAUACGCGAUAAAAAAACAGAUUGUGAAAGCAAAAUGGUAAUAAAAGUGCGUACGAAAGCAGUUGAAGAAAUUGUCUGUGAUGUGGAAUUAUGGUGGAAUCAUAACCAUAGCGUCAACUGUCACCACCUUACCACUUUUAGCCAAAUCUUACCUGCGACAAGGCACAAAUUUCUUACUUAUUUUGAGCAGGGCAUGUCUGCGUCUGAGUCGUUCCAUCACCACGAAACAACGUUGAUGAGAGAUCCUGUUACUGUUCUUCUCUUGGCAGAUAGAAAAUACUGCCCGUCGUUGAGAGACGUUAAUAAUCUCUACGAGAAGUGGAGGAAAACAACAAAAGGACCAUGUAAUGGAACCGAAUUGUUCGACUAUCUGCAAGAGUAUAUUACGACAUACAAUAAGGAUAAAGUGAGUGAUGGUGGCAAAAUCUUUCUACAAAGAUAUAACAAUGACGAAAAGCGUGAGCAACCGUUGAUAAUUUCCAUAUGUACUCCAAUGAUGUCACGUGUACACAAGUUACGCCAGGCUGGUGAAAUGGCUUUUAUGGAUGCAUCCGGGAGCCUUGAUCGACACAAUAAUCCAGUUUAUUUUAUGUGUACUCAUCAUCCGUCAGGUGCCCUUCCCUUAGCAGUGUGGAUAACUUCCAGCCAAUCAGAAUCCACUUUGAAUAGUUGUUUACACAGCGUUGUAUCAGUGCUACCGCGACACGCAUUUGGUGGAAAGGGCGUAGCGUCUGGUCCUUCAAUUUUCCUCACCGAUGAUGACAGUGCCCAGAGAAAUGCUUUGCGUGCAUAUUGGCAUUCAUCUGUUCUUCUCCUCUGUAUAUUUCACUUUCUUCAAGCUGUUUGGAGAUGGCUUUUAGACAGUACUAAUUCCAUUAAUAAAAUGAUCGGCAGCACUUAA
Dendronephthya gigantea is the source of this 5245-nucleotide messenger RNA. RefSeq lists its product as uncharacterized. NCBI's taxonomy places the organism in Eukaryota, Metazoa, Cnidaria, Anthozoa, Malacalcyonacea, Nephtheidae. Gene Ontology annotation, molecular function: cysteine-type peptidase activity. Gene Ontology annotation, biological process: proteolysis. The transcript has 4 exons. The record is from RefSeq and is a predicted model, not a curated record. Bases 2384 to 5245 code for a protein of 953 amino acids.